This is a messenger RNA of Beta vulgaris subsp. vulgaris (sugar beet), 1834 nucleotides long. RefSeq names its product probable serine/threonine-protein kinase PIX13. The record is from RefSeq and is a predicted model, not a curated record. The coding region runs from base 386 to 1600 and encodes 404 amino acids. Gene Ontology annotation, biological process: protein phosphorylation. The transcript is spliced from 6 exons. Gene Ontology annotation, molecular function: protein kinase activity; ATP binding. NCBI's taxonomy places the organism in Eukaryota, Viridiplantae, Streptophyta, Magnoliopsida, Caryophyllales, Amaranthaceae.
AAUAUAGAAUAAGAUAUGAGUUAACUUUCUAUCUCUCAUCUAUAUAAAUCAUAAAUGGACCUAUUGAAGAUGGUGCAAGUCUGACUCUGUGAAUAACGAGGAAAGUGGGUGACAAAAAAUUGCAGAAAUUUUGCUUCCUUCUUAUAGUCAAUCAUUAAUUAUAUGGUCUUUUCAAUGGAGUAUUCUUAAGGUUAAAGAAGAAGUGAAGAACUAUCCUAAAAGUAGGUUUUUAUCAUAAUCAUCUUCUUUUUCUUAUAAAUAGAUUGAAGAAACAAACACCCAAUUUCUCUUUUUUUUCCCUCCUUUUUUUUUUUCUUUCUCUCUCACUCAAACUUUCAUCUUAAGUUGCAAAAUUUCUUAUUUUUAGAGAGAGAAGAUUCUGAAGAUGGGAAAUUGCUGGUGUUCUGAAGAAGAAAAAACAACAACUCCUAGCACUACUGGAAAUUUUAGCUCAGGUGUAAUAAGUCAAAGUACAUCAUUGGCAACCAGUAGCAAUAUUUCAAGCAAGAGCCAAUUCUCUGUAUCAAGUAGUGAUGAUGUGUAUCCAAAUGGGCAUAUUCUGCCCACCCCAAAUCUAAGAGAAUUCAGUUUUCAAGAAAUGAAAACUGCUACUAGAAACUUCAAAGGUGAUACUUUAUUAGGUGAAGGAGGCUUUGGUAGAGUCUACAAAGGUUGGCUUGAAAGCAAGCAUCCUCACAAGAGUGGCAGCGGUGUGGUUGUUGCCAUUAAGAAGUUGAAUUCCGAGAGCGUGCAAGGUUUCGAAGAGUGGCAGUCUGAAGUAAAUUUCUUAGGAAGGCUUUCGCACCCUAAUUUAGUCAAACUACUUGGGUACUGCUGGGAAGAUAAAGAGUUGCUGCUCGUAUAUGAAUUUAUGUCCAAAGGCAGCUUGGAAAACCAUCUUUUUGGCAGGGGUUCUGCUGUUCAGCCACUACCUUGGGACUUGCGGCUUAAGAUUAUCAUUGGAGCUGCUCGGGGAAUUGCUUUUAUACAUAGUUCAGAUGAUCGAGUUAUAUAUCGCGACAUUAAAGCAUCCAACAUACUCCUGGAUAGUUCAUAUAAUGCAAAGAUAUCAGACUUUGGCUUGGCAAAGUUGGGUCCUUCCGAGAGUCAGUCCCAUGUUACAACAAGGGUCAUGGGCACUUAUGGAUAUGCUGCACCUGAGUAUGUUGCCACAGGUCACUUAUACGUCAAGAGUGAUGUGUAUGGCUUUGGCGUUGUGAUAGUGGAGCUUCUCACUGGCCUACGAGCAUUGGAUACAACCCGUCCUAGUGGGAAGCAUACCUUGGUGGAUUGGAUCAAACCAUUUCUGUCUGAUAAGAGGAAGUUGAAGGGCAUUAUGGAUACAAGGUUGGAGGGGAAGUAUCCAUUAAAAGCUGCGGUAGCAACUGCUGAACUAGCUCUAACAUGCAUCGAGCAAGAACCCAGAGCUCGACCCUCAAUGCAAGAAGUUCUAGAAUCCCUAGUAAAAAUUCAGGCCAUAGAUCAUGAAAAACCAAGGGUGCCUAGGAGAUCCUCAACUGGUAAGGCAUCAGUUCGCCCUCAUGGCCAUCGUCGACAAAAUGGGAUUCGAUCUCAUACCAAUUCUCUACAUUCUAGAUAGAUAGUGUUUGCAUAAAAUGCUUUUAACUUGUCAGAUUUUUUUGUUAAAUUUUGUGCUCUAAAAUUUUAUUUUAAUGAUAAUUUUCCUACAAUAUUAUGAUGGAAAAUACUAGAUAGCUCGAUCCGAAACAGAGUUGUAAUUUGAUGACAUGAAGUAUUUGUAAUUAUUCAACUAUAGUAUGUAAAAUUUGUGAAUUUGAUUUCUUGCUAAUAAUGUAAGUAUAGUUUAAAUUUU